CACAAACACGUGCCUUGAAGUGUGGCUACUCCACUGGCUACUGCAUGCAAAGGUCUGUGUUGACGAGGAUACUGAUAUCGCUUAUUGACGGUGAUUCCGCAAACUACACCGCAAGACGAACACCGUCACAUAGCACAAUGUCCACCUGUGAACGAUUGACCCAGCUCUUCUUUAUAGAUCAGCAAGGUGACGGCGCAGUCUUGGACGCAACACCAAAGGCCGACAGUCUUGGAACAACGACGUCGUCAGUAUCCGGCCGCACUGAAAGCUCUUCUCGUCAAUUUUCCUCCCAACUCUUCUUUAUGGACCGCCGAGGUGACUCCGCUCUUCUUCACACGCCACUGACACCGGAACGCCUACCCAACACACAAGGAACGACACCCACAUCAACAUCCUCUGCAGAAGACUUUAUCUCCCUCACCCCAACCCAAAAAGAACGGCGAAGGAAGCAGAGACACGGCCAAUCAAGUAAAAGAAAAAAAUGUCGGAAUGAUGGUGGCAUAAACAGGCUACUUGUCGAACAGGAUGUGGAAGACCGAGAGGAGGACAAAGAUGGCCUUUCAUCAGAUGAAACCCCAGAACAAGAUGUAGACCCGGAAGAAAUGGCUAUCAUGAUGGAUUAUAUCCAAAACUCUUCCGUUGGAGAUCUCUCCAGUGCAUUAACCCACCUGACUUCUUUAUCGGCCUCAUCGGACGAAGAAGAAGCAGAAGUUGGGCUAUAUGAAGCAUUGAUGAUGGGACAUGAUGAUGAGGAAGUGGAUACUAGUGAUGAUUCUAGUGACGAGAUACCAUCAUUUGCACGGCUGGGGCUGGGAAGUGAGAAUGACGAUAGUGACGAUGACGAAGAGUAUCUCAAACAAGAUUUCGAAGGCAGAAAGUCCGCAUGGGAUGAGAAUACUUCCCGGAAUAAAGAUCCUUCCGAGCGCAAGUUUCAGCAAAUUCUCAAAGCAGACUUUGGUUCCAAAUCCCAAGCACGUAAACAAAAGCGACGCGAGCAGGCCGAGUUCACCCGCAACAAACACCAAAAAGCCCGCGAAAGAGCCAACGCCGGCCAAAACCUCAACGCUGCCCUCUCACGCUCAGGCACAAAAAUCACUAAAGAUGUGACUACAUUCCUUUCCACCGUCAACUCAACCAUGCACACAUUCACCCAAAACGAACCCUCCAAACCUUGCGUGACUCUCCCACCCAUGCCAGGCGCAGUCCGACGACUCGUCUACAGCAUGGCAAGGGAGUAUCAUCUCCUACCCAAGACCCGCGGAAAAGGAAAAGCCAAAGUCUCCGUUCUAAUCCGUACACAACGAUCACAUGUACCGCAACAUUGGAAAUCGGUUGUCAAACAAGUUGUCGAAGCAGAGGGAGGAAGAUUAAAGGGGAAUACCAGGUCACCUGGUAGCGGGACCAAAAAGAAGAAGCCACCAGGGGCACCCGAUCAAAAGGCGCGACCAAAAUUGGGGUCUGUGGUUGGAGAGGGAAGUAAGCCGAUCGGUGAAGGGAAUAUUGGGCAUCGGAUGUUGAAGGCGAUGGGGUGGACUGAGGGGCAAGCAUUAGGCAGUGAAGGAAGCCAAGGCUUGGUACAUCCUGUGGAGGUUAUGGUGAGAAGCAAGCGGUCUGGUUUGGGUAAUGCUAUUUAGGAGGGCGCGGCCGUCGAAAAGUUGUGGUAUAUUAUUUAUUAUUGAUCUGCAGUUGGCUUUUAAGGGCGUUCUGCUCGUGUAUAAUGUAAAAUAUAUAUAAUAUAUAAUCUGGUCUUGGUCUUGCGUACUCCCG
This is a messenger RNA of Spizellomyces punctatus DAOM BR117, 1767 nucleotides long. RefSeq lists its product as uncharacterized. Bases 45 to 1634 code for a protein of 529 amino acids. Gene Ontology annotation, molecular function: nucleic acid binding. NCBI's taxonomy places the organism in Eukaryota, Fungi, Chytridiomycota, Chytridiomycetes, Spizellomycetales, Spizellomycetaceae. The transcript has a single exon. The record is from RefSeq and is a predicted model, not a curated record.